Mytilus californianus (California mussel) is the source of this 1595-nucleotide messenger RNA. RefSeq lists its product as uncharacterized. The record is from RefSeq and is a predicted model, not a curated record. Lineage: Eukaryota; Metazoa; Mollusca; Bivalvia; Mytilida; Mytilidae. The transcript has a single exon. Bases 1 to 1521 code for a protein of 506 amino acids.
AUGGCUGAGUUUGAAAAUGAAGAUGUAUUGCUUUUGCAAGAUGAUGAAAAUGAUAUUGAAACUAAUGAAGCCGAUGGCUAUGAUUUUCAGCAUCUCUAUGUUGCUGAUGAAAUUAAAAAUGUUGAAUUAAAUAGGAAAACUAGAGGUAGUUUGAAUAAACCCUCUAAAAAGCCUAGUAGAAUUAUAAAAGGCACUGCCAUUACAAGUGACAAAGCACCUAAACCAGUCAAAAGGAAGGCUAAGUCUACUAGUGCUACUAGUAAAGCUACUAAAUCUCCUAGAGUUGAGGAUUUUUCUCCAGAGGAGUUAUCAGUGUUGAGGGAUAAGAUGGGCAUAUCUACUAUGGGCAAGUCUAUUGACACUUUGACUCAUCUUUUUAGAGGAUUUAUAAAUAAAUGUGGGAAAGAGCCUGUAAGGACCCCUAGGUGUGAGACAGUUUCUCGGUCUUCCAAUCAAGCAGAGGUUGUAGAGAACCCUACUGCUGUAUCCUCUAACUCUCCAAUUUUGCCACUAGAGGCUAACUUAGAUGCAGUUCAUGAUUUUGAUCUGGACUACUUAGAUGAUCCUGUAUAUGUACCUCCUUCUGGAGUUUGUGCUAGGGCUGAUGAUAGUCCAGCCCCAGUUGAUUUUGAAACUUCUUUUGACCCAGCAUUAGGGUUUUCAGAUGCCUUUAGGGCUCCUCUUAGUGAGAUUAAUGUACCAGUAUCUCAACCUGUUGUUGAACAGGUUGAACAAUAUGAUUUUGAUUUUGCCUGGGAAAUCCCACAAUUAAAUACAGAAGAGAAGACUGGGCCUAAAAUAUCUUCUAGUCUUUCUAAGGCUGUAAAUGCUGCAAUGUCUGUAAAAUCAAAUCAGGAUAGUAUAAAGUUAAUAGAGGAGAGAUACUUACGGCCUGAAAAUUGUGAGAACCUUUGUGUUCCUAGGGUGAAUAAGGAGAUUUGGACUGCACUGCCUCGACAGGCCCACACUGUGGAUUCUAAAAUGCAGGAAACCCAGAGGUACUUUGUUAAGGGGUUGACCCCCAUUGUUCAGUUGGCUAAUCAUUGUUGCAAGAAUGAGCCAUUAGAUGUUGAUAAUACUAGAAAGCUAUUGUCAGAUUCUAUUUGUUUGUUAGGCCAUGGUUUUCUUUCUCUGACACAGAGGAGACGCUCAGCUCUUAGACCUUAUCUUAAUGAUAAGUUCAAACCAAUUUGCAAUUCUGAUGUUCCUGUGGAUUCAUCACUUUUUGGUGCUGAUUGCAUGAAGCAGAUGAAGGAACUUGGUGAUUACACUAAGAUUCCAAUAGCUAAUCCUAGAUUCCUUGGUAGAGGAUCCAGGUCUAACAAUAAUAGCGCUCCAAGCAGCUAUAGUAGAGACCAAUAUCUGUCUUUAAACUCCAGAGGCCCUGUCGGCCGACAGGGCGGACGGCAAUUCCCCUCCCUAAGGGGCAGAGGGAGAGGUUUCCCGACAGGAAACAGAGGAUCUCAAAGAGGUCACAACUCUCAGAGAGGGUUCUACCAGAACAACCAUUUUCGACAAUAGUUAAGGUGAGAGAACUUAAUUAUCCCGAAUGGGAAAAUAUUACAAGUGAUCUAUGGAUAUUAGAUACAGUAAGA